UAUCUGCGUCGAUUGCACGCAAGAAAAGGUUCGCGAUAAGAAUUGCUAAAAAUAAUAAAAAAUUCUAUAAAUUAUGACUAAUACGCGCGUAGUCUAAACAAACCGAUGCCGGAAGCUCUUAUGCAUGCGUAACGCCUGAAAACGGCUUUAAGUUAUAUCCACAAAAGCCAUUUCUCAGGCUUGAAUUAAAAAUUCGCAUAUAAAGCAAAACAGUUCAAGUGCUCCUUUGUGCCUCUAUAUUUUAACGAAAGAAUGUGCUGAGAGUGCAGUAGACUGCUGCGAGAUUGUUUUUAAUCGUCAUCAUUGCUGCUGCUACUGUUGUCUUUGCAUCAGUGCCUGAUAAUCGCAACCCGCCCGCCGCCUGCUGACGUCGCAAAAUGGUCUCGCUGAUAAAAAACCAAUUGCUCAAGCAUUUGUCCAUCUACACGAAGAAUCUUUCAUCGGACAAAAUCAAUUUGAGCACAUUUCGAGGUGAGGGUGAGCUGUCGAAUCUUGAAUUGGAUGAGCGUGUGCUCACCGAGCUAUUGGAACUGCCCAGUUGGCUGCGCCUGACAUCGGCCUGGUGCAAUCAUGUUUCAUUUCGAAUCAGCUGGACCAAGCUUAAAAGCGUGCCCAUAACAUUGACGCUCGACGAGGUGCGCAUUACCAUCGAGACCUGCAAUCCCACAAGCCGCGAUGCUGGCGUAGGAAAUGCUACCGCCGCAGCGCUUCCGCAAGUGCCUCAGGGUAAAUACAGCUUCAUUCACAAGGUCGUUGACGGCAUCACCAUUGUGGUGAACACGGUCAAUGUGAAUUUUGUGAGUGCCGCUUUCACCGCCUCCGUGCAAAUGUCGCGCAUACGCGUGGAGUCCAAGACGCCGAAAUGGGUUAACGCCGAUUUGCGUUUGACGCGCCUUAAAGAUGCUCAUAAGGGCAUCAUAUUAAUUUUUAAAGAGCUCUCUUGGCAAACGGUGCGCAUCGAGGCCAGCUCCACUCAGGACAAAUCCCUGACUCCGCUGCGUUUGCUGACGAACCAUGCGCGUUGCCGUAUUACCAUUCGCAAACGUCUAGCGGAUUGUACUUUGUUGGCUUCGCGACUAGUUCUCAUACUGGAUGAUCUGCUGUGGGUGCUGACCGAUUCGCAGCUGAAGGCAGCGCUGCAUUUCGUCGACUCACUUUCGGGAUUAAUCAAGGCAGCCACACAUGCUACACAAAAGACAAAGGCCGCGCGCAAACUUCAGACUCUGCCUGAAUACCAGGCGCAGGUAGCACAGCAACAGAAUCGCCUCUCGGAAUCGGUACACACGACAACGGCCCAGCGGAUGUUCAAUGCAUUCGAUGUACGCGAAACCUCAUAUCAUUUCUUUAGUCAACGCAUUGAUUUGCACUUGUGCGAUGAUGAAGGCGAUGGACGUUCGAGUUAUCCUGACCUGGACAAAGGCGGUGCCCUGCAGGUAUCUGUGACUGCGUUUCAGGUGGAUUACUAUCCCUAUCAUUUGGCCAAAUCGGAUCGCUCGCACUGGGCCAAGUACAAGGAGGCGUCGGUGGCGCCUGCGCUGUGGCUUAAAGAAUCGCUAAAUGCUUUUCGUGAGGCAGUGCUUAAUCUCAGUCAGCCCAAUCGACCGGCAACCCAUGCACCGCUGAACCGCAGCGCGCCAGCUUCCCCCAUUAUGUUGAAUGCCUCGCUACUGGGCUCACAAUACGGAAGCGGUGGCCCCGGCUCCAAUGGCAGCAGCACGCCUACUGCAGCAGCGGCUGCCGGCGGUUCGGGCUCCGGUUCAGGCUCGGUUGGCGGCUCGGGCAAUGCCUCGGCUAGCAGUCAGUACACACAAGCAGCCCAGCAGCGCAGUACUCUGGAGAAUCUGGCCAAGCUGAUGAGCUCCUGCUUCAUACUGAGAAUCGAAGAUUUUACGUUGUACCGCGUGACUACGUCGGGCAAAAAGCAAAUGCCCAAAGAGUUUGUCUCAGCACAACACAAAAGGAAAAACAAAUCCUCAGGUGAUAAGGAUCGUUACUCGUUUCCCGCCGAGAUGCCUAUAGUGCACGCUGAGUACACAUACUUUUACUAUCCCGGUGAUUUUGUUUUUCCGCUGCCGCCUUCAAAGAUGUUUGUGCACAUUAACCCGCUGCAAGUGCAUUUUGAUCUCAGCUCGAUAUUGUGGUUGAAUUCGUUUGGCUUGAAUCUGCACGAGAGUUUGCUUCGCACCAGCGUCGGCUCCCAGGCCACGUUGCAGGACCAGCCACAGAGCUCGCGCGGCUCCAUUGCUUCAAAUGCCUCGAAUGGCUCCAAUGGUACACAGAUGGCCGCUGCGCUCAACGUUGAACAGGAGCCAAAUCUGAUGUACAUGGAUGUCAAGGUGGAAGCCAUUAUGCCGCGCGUGGUCAUGGAAGCGGCGCUGGAUGCGCCCAACCAAAAGGAUCGUCCCAAGACAAUGCAAAUCCAAAUCUCUCGCUUUGCCCUUACCAAUAUACGUGAAAUGGGGAGCUCACGUGCGGAUUUGGCUCAGGCGCUGCACUCACUGCAGGAGGGCUCGCUGGUCUUUGGCACCGGCUUUCCCUCCGUCGAGGGUGACAUGUGCAUUGUUACGGAUCGUAUUCUAUCGCACGUGGCCGCCUCAGAUGUGAGCAUAAUGUCGACACCCAUGACACCAACGCAGACGCAUUUACCGCGUUCCGCAUCCACUCAGUGCCUGUCACGCUAUGCCAUGUGGUCGGAGCCGCGUGAUGUCUGGUGCAUUAAAUUGGAUCCCAUAUGGGUGGAUUUUCUGGGCGCUCGCUCGCUAGGUCCCAAUAAAUCCAUACCCUUUGUGGAUGCGGUGCCCAUUACGCUCUGGCUGCAUGCAGGAGGUGCAGCUCAGGCACAGGCACAGUUGGAACUGGGCAGGCGUCAAAGCACUGCUAGCUCGCACAUGGAGAGCAUGGGACUAGCGCCACUGCCUUCGUUGCCACCUUUGCCACGCAAUCCGUUCCUUAGCGAUGAGGAUGUGCGCGUCUUGCAGCCACCGGCAACGAAUGCUUCCACGCCCAUCGAACGUUGCGCUGAUGUUCAUGCGAUUGCACAUAUAUCGAAUUUGGUUAGCCUGCAAAUCGAUCACUAUCAAUUGUUGUUUCUGCUGCGUCUAGCCGAGGAGUUCAACGAAAUGUCCACGUUCCUUAACUUGGACGCGGAACGCAUCUUGCAAAAGCAAAAUCAACAAAAGUCGAUUAUAUUUGGCUGUGUUGUGCCACAGAUUGAGGUGACGCUUGUGAUGCCAUCGCCAACACCUGGUAAGGAAUCGAGUGGUGGUGAUGCUGAAAGUGUCUUACCCGAUUCAGCUAGUUUGGGUGAUGAUUUACACAUGAAUAGCACAAAUAUAACAUGGCCCACACCACCUCCGCUGGAUCAGCUGAAAAGUAAUACAUUUGGAAGCGUAGAAUCGCCAUCCCCAGUGACCAAUGAUCCGCCCUUUGAUAGUGGCAUUCAUACAUCCAAUCCCAAUACACAUGGCUACAAUGUGCAAAUCCAGAGCACUCCAACUUUGGCUUCCUCAACGCCGAGUCAGGGCUCAAGGCCUGACACUGGCAUCUCCAUGCAAUCGCAAUUAAUAUCAUCUGCCUCGAAGAGCUUAAAGAGCACAGUGCGACCUGGUGCUGGUACCGACGCUGUGCCCAGUAUUACCAAAGAAAUUAAUUCGGGUCUGCUAUCUAUGAAGAAGGGCUUCUCCAGUUUUAUGACUUCCAUUGAUUCGGCCAUUAAAUCGGGCACGCCCAAUGACGAUGCCAGUGAUACCUUCUCUGUACAGAGUGACAUAAGCUCCGAUUCAGAGAACUUUUCCAUUGUAAUGGGCGACGACAAGACCAUGGACUGCAUGGAUGUUAUGUUCCGUCUCAAUCCAUUUACGACUGACAACAAUAUGAAGGCCUCUCCAGUUGAGGUAGCAAGCGAGGUGUACGAGGAGCCUAGCAGCUAUAAGACAAACAUGUCCUCGCCCUCGGAGCCCUCAGAGGCAAUCACCUGGCGGCGACGGGAUCUGGUCUCCAUGGCCACCUUUAGAUUGACCACUGUGGAGCUCAUACGCCAGCAGGAGGGUCCUAAAUCCUCGGUGCGUCUGCAAGUGGCUGCCAUUUCUUGUGAUGAGUGUGGCGCUAUACCCUGGGAUGAGUUGCAGAUCGCGCAUCAAGCGAACAAGACAAAGUUUGGAGCGCGUUGUAAGUCCUGGAAUCUGGCGCCAUACAAUCCAGAAGCGCCGCCCUGCAUUAGACUGCGCCUCGAAGAGACACUUAACAUGCCAAAGGAAAUCGAAGGCAUCAUCGAUCGCAAACGUAUUCAAAGCUGGUUUACACAUCAUGCCGAGAUACACGUUAAGGAUAUUAAUAUAGAUUUGUCUAUGAGCACAGUUAUAGGUCUAGGUGAUCUGGCUGAAGAUGAGAUUAUUUCAUCGCCCAUGCCCCUUACGAUAAAUCUGGAAAACGUGCGUAUAAAUUUGCUGGAAGAUCGACCGCCUGUCAAUAUUACUUCACCGGGCGCAGUGCCUAUUAAUCUGUGUAUUGGUCGCAUGCGUUUGGAGCGCGACAAGAGUGGCCAAAUCAAUAUACAGCCCAUAGAUACAAACAUGACUUCUGAGCAGCAUCAGGCAUUAGGUAGCGUCUUCCGUGGACUACCACGCGAACGUGAUCGUGAGCUGCUUUCUAUGCAGCUUGUCAUGCAGCAAAUGAAGCUCGACAAUGAGCACAUGCGAAAACAACUUGUCGAUUCCAAAAUCAACACAGAUAAUUAUAGGCAAAAGACUAAACAGGAAACAGAUGUCUUACGGUCGUAUUUAAAGGCAGCACAGGAUGACAUUAGCAUAUUGCUAGAAGAGAAGAAAGCAUUGCUGGAUACUAUACGCUCACUGCAGAUACAAUUGACCUCAUCGAAUAUAAGCCGGAAGAAUGAUGGCAACAGGUAGCACAACUGCAUGGACUGCAUACAAUGCUGCGGCGAGAACAAUAACGCCUAAGUCCAGUAUGCGAAGUCAAUGCCAAUGCUAUCAAGCACGUCCUCGAUAUUUGUCAUUUCGUUUUUAUCAUCAAUCACUGCGUUGAGUUUAGCAGAAGACUGAGCCGUACUGAAUACGGACACUAUUCACGUUGCCGUUCGUCGUCAUAUACUUACGUACAUAGUUAAACUAUAUACUAUACUAUUACAAACUAAACUAUACAUGUUUGUAUUUGUUUUAUUAUUUUUAAGCUAGGUAACGACAUUUGCUACUGUUCCAAAGAAUGUUUUCCUUUUACAAAAUGUUUCAUUCUUAUUUUAUUGUUUUUGUUUUAUUAUUAUUGCUUAGACUUUUAAAGCAGCAAUUUUUAAAAUAUAUAUAUAUACAUAUUUACAUAUAUUUAUAGUACAUUGUUAAUUAUUUUAAAACGAGUAAAUCAAAUGAAUGUAUUUCUACCUGAAUAUGUAACUAUGUAAUUCUUCAUCGAUAUUACGCCCAACUAAAACAUUGUAUAUUUAAUAGAUAUUGAUAACACAUUGUUGUGAUUCAUGAUCAUAUCAAAAUACUUAAUUCUAGUAAUUAUACGUAUUAUGUACUAAUCUAAUGUCUAUGUGUAUGUAUUGCUGUUGUAAUCGAUGUGCUAAAUAGCAAAACAAUUGGCCAAAUCUAUAAACUGAUAAGUAUUGAGUACUACCACUCCAAGUUAUUUAAAUUUUGUAUUCAAAUUCAAUUCAUUCCAAUUAAAUUAAUUAUCGUUUUUACUUACACAGUAUCUCAACACACAAUACUAAUCAACAUGUUCUACUCUCAACUAAAUCAAAAGUACCACAUUAAACAUCCAAUAUAAAAACUCAAGUAAGUAACGCGUAUACAAAUUUUGAAUAAAUAGUUUACUUAUUGCAAAUUAAAAUCAAAUAUUUAUACAAAGCAUAUACAUAAAUUCAUAUACAUAUAUGUAUAUACGCAUACUGCGUUUGCUGCUUACGAAUGUAAAAAUGAACAAUGUAAUAAUAUUAUAUGUAUUUGAAAUAUAAUAGUGAAAACAUGAAUAUAUUUAUUGUUAUACAUGCAUUAUAUGAAAGUUUGCAUAUGUAGCUAGGCAAAACAAGAUUAAGAAAUUGAAUUUGCAAUAAAUAUUAAAAAUUAAUAAAAUGUUA
Messenger RNA from Drosophila montana, 6094 nucleotides. Its product is annotated as bridge-like lipid transfer protein family member 3A. The transcript is spliced from 18 exons. The record is from RefSeq and is a predicted model, not a curated record. NCBI's taxonomy places the organism in Eukaryota, Metazoa, Arthropoda, Insecta, Diptera, Drosophilidae. Bases 378 to 4907 code for a protein of 1509 amino acids.